Messenger RNA from Suillus clintonianus, 950 nucleotides. RefSeq lists its product as uncharacterized. NCBI's taxonomy places the organism in Eukaryota, Fungi, Basidiomycota, Agaricomycetes, Boletales, Suillaceae. Bases 1 to 756 code for a protein of 251 amino acids. The transcript has 11 exons. The record is from RefSeq and is a predicted model, not a curated record.
AUGUCAUUUCUCGUCAAUCGCUAUUUCGCUCUUCUCGGCAAUAUCUAUGCCUUAUGUAUCGAUUUCAUGCCCAUUUCAGAUGAGGUUCGACCAUUUUGUCAUACACAUACCCAAAUAGCAGGCUCACAACUGAUUUCCGCAGAGCUGUCCAAAAUUCUUGCUAUUCAGAGAGCUGUUCGUGUUUUUUCAACAAUUUAUCGUUUGCGCAAACGCCUGCUUGCUUGGAUUACAAUUAUCUUCCUUGUUCUUGCGGGAGGAUCUUUUGCGGUAUGUUUUGGACACCACACAAGUGAUGAGACGAUCUCGCUAGGAGUUGGCUGCUACGAUACAUAUACAGCAGAGGCAGCUGCCCGUUUUGGCGUGGCGUGGCUAGCUUUAUUUGCCUUCGAAUCAUUGAUCUUUGUCCUCACAGUUCACAGGACUUCUAAAACUAGAGGUUUGCUGCGAUUACGUCUGGCCACUGCUGGCAAGAGAAAUGUUCUUGAUAUCAUGUUUCAUGAUGGUGCGUUGUAUUUCGGAGCCAUGACGCUGUGUAAUAUACCGAACAUUCUGAUGUACUACUCUGGAUCCGGUGUUAUCAGAGGCAGUCUGGGUCUGACCACUUUUACUAGCUGCAUCUCUGUUACUCUCAUUUCUCGGCUGAUGCUGAAUCUACACAAAUCUAUCGAUUCUGGUAUUUUAUCCACCCCUGCCCGGGGCGACGAUUGUCACAAUCUCUCGGUUUUUACCACCAGGAUCAACGUACAGUCUGCGUGAUUGCAUAGAUCUCGCCGCUGAUCGAUUGUCAUCGAAUUCCGUUUCUGUAUGCCGAGAUGCGGAAAUUCCUAUUGGGAGUGGAAAGCUGUUCUUAGUACUACCGUAUUUAAAAAUCUCAUUGAUCGUCCCGUGCCCUGGGACUUAUGUAGACAAUAAGUACAUUACGCUAAUUACCGGCUAAUACCAUAGAUUCC